UCACAGGAACUGGAAUUGCGGAUAGAAACACAAAAGCAAACUCUGCAAGCUCGAGAUGAAAGCAUUAAGAAGCUACUAGAAAUGCUACAGAACAAGGGAAUGGGCAAAGAAGAGGAGCGUAUUAUGUUCCAGCAAAUGCAGUCCAUGGCGCAAAAACAGGAGCUCAAAGCCACGAACGAGACGUUGAAGAGUCUUCAGACGCAAUUGGAACUCGCCUACGCGACAACGGCGUCGUCUUCAACGUGCCUCGGCGGCAGCGUGGUGGUGCCGGGCGGCGUGCCGGGCAGCACCACCCUCACGGCCAUCCUCGAAACGAAAGACGUUCGGAUACAGACCCUCGAGCGGCAGAUCCAGCUGCUCGAGGCCGAGCUCCAGCGGAUCAAGGAUUGCGGCGGCCGGCUGCGGGAGCAGCUGCUCCGGGCCGUGGUGGUGCCGAGCGGUAGGGCCUCGAGGCAAAAGCCGUGCAGACCGGCCUCGACGUCGCCCCCGCUCGGCUACAGCCCCGGGCUCGUCAAUCCCUACGCCGAUUACGCGCGCCACGCCCAUCAUCACAUGCAACAGCAGUGGGUGCAGCCUCAGAAUCUCCCCUCGCUCAGGAGGGACCAGUACCUCAAGCACAUCAUGCCUGCGGCCCAGGGGGCCCUGGCUCUCUACUCUCACGCUUUCAACGAGCACGAUGUCAGCUUCAAACAUCAACUCGACGAGCUGAGGACGGAGGUGCAGCGCCGCGACCAGGAACUCCUCGCCAUGGCCGCAAAGAUGAAGACACUCGAGGAGCAGCACCAAGAUUACCAGCGCCACAUAGCCGUGCUCAAGGAGUCGCUCUGCGCCAAAGAGGAGCACUACAACAUGCUCCAGGCAGACGUGGAAGAGAUGAGGCAGAGACUGGAGGAGAAGAACAGGUUGAUUGAGAAAAAGACCCAGGCCGCCCUGCAGGCCCAGCAGGAGCGCAAUCGAUUCAACACAGAACUGACGGAGCUCAAGGACCACAUGGACAUUAAGGACCGGAAGAUAAACGUUCUUCAGCGCAAGAUAGAGAACUUGGAGGACCUGUUGAAGGAGAAGGACAAUCAGGUCGACAUGGCUAGGGCGCGGCUGACGGCGAUGCAGGCCCAUCACUGUAGCAGCGAGGGCGCCCUCAGCAGCCUGGAGGAGGCGAUAGGCGACAAGGAGAAGCAGAUGGCCCAGUUGCGGGAGCAGCGCGACCGAGCCGAGCAGGACAAGCAGGAGGAGCGCGAGCUGCACGAGCGCGAGUUGGCCGAGUACAAAAUGAAGAUACACACCCUUGAGUCGGAAGUCGAGAAGCUGAGUGCGCGAGUUGAGCGUUCGCAGGCGGAGAAAGACCGUCUCGAGACGAAAUUGGAGAGCUCACAGUCCGAGCUGGGCAAAAGUAAGGCCGAACUAGACAAAGCAGCCUCGGAGGUGGGCCGCAGCGGGGCAGACUGGGAGGCGGCCAAGCAGCGGCUAACCCGCCUCGAGCUAGAAAACGACAAGCUCAAGCACGAUCUGGAGAGGACGCAGUCCUUCGGCAGGAGCAAUUUGACCUCGUCGCAGGAGAUCGAGAGGAUUCAGGAGCGCGCCGACAAGUCCAAUGCCGAGCUGAGGAGAGUCCAGGCCGAACUGCGCGUCACUCAGGCGGAGAACGAGCGGUCCCGCGCUGAAGUGUUGGCCCUCCAGGAGAAGGUUGAAAAGAGCCAAGGGGAGGUCUAUAGACUAAAAGCGAGACUUGAGAACGCGCAGAGUGAGCAAGACAGUUUGCGAGACGAAUACCAACGGGCCCAGAGUACCCUCGAAGACAAAUUAGAAAAGUCGCAGAUGGAAGUGCGAAGGAUGCAGUUAGAAAAAGAGAAGGACAGCUAUGAUUACGAAAGGAUGCAGGGCCAACUUGACAAGACCCUCGGAAAGAUAACUAGGAUAGAGCAAGAGAGGGACAGUAUAAAUCUGGAAUUGGAUUGCCUCGAGGACAAGUACAAUAAAGCUCAAGGGCAGAUAUCGAGAAUGCAAAAGGAGAUCGAUGAGCUGCAGGCCGCGAAAGAGAGGCUGGAUGUGCAGCAGAACAUGCUUCAGAGGGAGAGGAACGAGAAGGACGACGAGCUACAUCUCGUAAAGGACCGUUUGGAAAAAGCUCACGCAGCCCAACAGAAAGUUAUCAAAGAGAGAAAUGAAGCACUUUCCGAACUGGCAAUUGUGAAGGAUCGGUGGGAAACUGCCCACGCGGCCCAUCUGAAAGUUGCCGGCCAGGUAACGAGAAUGCAGAAGGAGAUCGAUGAGCUGCAGGCCGCGAAAGAGAGGCUAGAAGUGCAGCAGAAUCUGCUUCAGAGGGAGAGGAACGAGAAGGACGACGAGCUGCAACUCGUAAAGGAACGCUUAGAAAAAGCUCACGCAGCCCAACAGAAAGUUGCCAACGAGAGAGAUGACGCGCUUGCCGAACUGGCAAUUUUGAAGGAUCGGUGGGAAAAGGCUCACGCGGCCCACCAGAAAGUGGCACUCGAGAAAGACGACGCCCUCACCGAGCUGGGCAUCUUGAAGGACCGUUGGGAAAAGAACCAAGCGUCCCAACAAAAGUUGACGCUGGAGAGGGACGACGCACGGACGGAGCUGAUGAUUUUGAAGGAGAAAUUGGCUCGAGUGCAGGAGCAACACGAGCGCAUACUGGCAGACAACGAACGCCUGAGCUACCAGGUUCAGCGCGCGCAGAGCAAGGACCGGCAGCGCCAGGAUAUGGAGAGCACGCGCGAGGAGGGCGUCAGAAAUAAAAAGGAGCUGGAGCAGCGCUGUCACGAGCUGCAGAUCAUGCUCGACAACGCGCGCGAAGAGCUCCGGGAGUUCAAAGACGGGCAGGAUUGGCUCAAAGCCAGCAACGAGAAGCUGCGCGACGAGGUCACGAGGAUGGAACGACUGCUGGAGCGCGAGCACAAACAGAAGGAGGAAUACGAGCGCGACUGCGAGCGGCUUCGUGAAAGACUGUCAAAGUCAAGUCAGGAUAUGGAACGCCUGCGUGACUUGGAGACGCGCUCGGAGAGCCGGUUGAGCACCAGCUCCACCUCGGCGCGGAAUCAGGAGCUCGAAAAAACCCAACUACAGCUCGAGCGAACGAAAGAGCGUCUCGAGGAUCUCGAAACAGACAACGAGAAGCUUCGCGUCGAGAUCAUGCGGCUCAAGGAGGAGACCACGGGCAAGAGCAGAUCCGAUAACAGCGUCGAAACUGAGCUGCGGGCGAGCUUGGAGAAGGCCAUAACUGCCCGCGAUCAGGUCGAACUAGAAGCCGGUCAUUUAGCUAAAGAACUACAAAAGGCCCAGCUCGGGUUAAGCAAGGCAGCCGAGGUGGCGGAGCUCAUCAAAAAGGAGAACCAGCGGCUCGUCGAGGAGAAAGCGGAAUACGAACGCGUCCGGCUCGAUUGGGAGCGUCUGCGCGAGAGACUGGAGAACGACCUGCAGAUUGCCAUUCGCGACCGCGACAAGAUGGCAGCCAUCCACACGAACAGAGAGAAGCACGCGGAGACAAUACAAAAGGCCAAAGAGAAGCUCGAGGCCGAGACAAAGUCUCUGCUGAUAGAGAGAGAUCAGUUGGUCAUACAGUUGGAAAAGUCGCAGGACAUGCUGAUGAACUUGGACGCGGAGAUAGAGAAGCAGCGCGAGGAGGUGCGCCGGUUGCGCCUUCAGUUGCAGCAGCAGCCCCAGCAGCCCCAGCAGGACGAGUUCCACCGGCAGCAGGAGCAGUGGCAGAGGCAAUUAGAGGCGGAGAAGCAGCGAGCCGACGCAGCCGAGAAACGCCUUCAAGCGGCUGAGCGGCAAAUCCAUGCCCACCAGCAGCAAAUACAACAGAUUCAACAGCAGCAAAUGCCCACGCAGAACCCAGGGGAAAUCAAUCGCUUGAAAAAAGAACUCGAAUCGGCUAGGGAGGAGGUGGCCCAAGCGUCCGUGGAAAGGGAGAGAUUUCAGGCCCAAAUUGAGAUGCUUUGUCAGGAGUUACAACAGAAUCAGGUUGCUCUUCAUGACGCGACCAACAAAUUACAGCAGGGAGCUGCCGCCGGGGGUAGCGCGGACACGAGUCAGGAGCGCCGGCAGCUAGACGAGCAGAGGCGACAGUUUGAACAGCACAGACAGCAGAUCGAAGAAAAGGCCAAGAGCCUCGACGCUAAGGCUAGGGCCCUCGAUGAGAAGGAGAGGCAGUUCCAGAUGAUCGACCAAGAGUUCAAGAAGAGAAAGGCUAAGAUGGACCAACUGGAACAGCAACUCCAGAAGAGCGGCGGUGCUCCGGACAAAAGAUUGGCCGAGUUGCAAAAAGCUCUGGAAAAUGCCGAGAGAGAACGCGAGGCCGCCAAGGAAGAGGCCAAGCGUAGCGCGCAGGAGACGGAAAGAUUACUGCAGCUCGUUCAGAUGUCGCAGGAGGAGCAAAAUUCCAAGGAAAAGCAGAUCCGAGAUCUUCAAGAAGCACUAAAAGCCGCACAAGCAAAGAUUAAAGCUGCAGCUGCACAGCAACAAGAGGCAGGUCCCGCCGGCUUCUUGAAAAGUUUGUUCUAAGUGCUCGUCUUGCUGGGAAAAACUUUCAACGUUACGCAUCUUAUUUUUUAUAAAUAUUAAUUUAGCUAUCUAUAAAAAAAAAAAUUAUAAUAAUAAUAAUAAUAAUAUACUGAUCGAGAGCACACUCCGCGCGGCCAAACAUCGACUGGGAGGCAAGAAACAGGCUCGAGUCGACGUGAAAAGACCAAAAGAUAACAAAUUAUCCAAUGGAUACACAUACUUAUAGCUAUACCUACAUCAUCACGAGAAAUUAUACACGCAUAUAAUGAUUUGGACCACAGUUUUGAGUAGAUUCGAAUAUAUAAACAUUGAUAAUCAUUUGUAUUAUUGAUAAUCAGCAAAAAGUACACGAAAGGCUAUAGAAAACUGAUAAUAUAAUAUAUAAAAUGUAUAUUGUUUUGUUCGUCGAGCAGAGCAAGAGAAAAUAAUAACUGAAGGUGCAUAGGGAAAAUUGUUACUGUUCGUUGUAUUGUAUAUCGGUUGAACGAUUCCAAGUUGAAACAUCACCUAUUUUUUUUAUUCAUUCUUUACCGCUUGUAUAUAAACGCACACAAUCGCAUUAAUGAUGUACAUGAAAAAACUUAUGAUUAAUAUAAUUGUUGAAAAAUCCUCGAUUCUAUAUAAUAGUUUAUGACGAUUUUUUAAUGAAUAAUAAACGUUAAUGAAUUGAACAUUAAAUUUUACGAGUAUCUUUGAUAAUAGUAUUUUCAGUAAUGAUAAAAAACUGCACGAUCUCUGAAGGUAAGAUUUUUCUCGAUUGUAAGUUUGAUCUUAAAAAAAAAAAAAAAAAAAAAAAAUAAAAAAAAAAUAAAAAUAAAGCGCCGAGACGGAGUAAAUUAUUAGGUUUGAGCGUUACGAGGUAUUUUUUUUAAACAAAAACAAUACAAAAGUAUUACCAAACAAAAAAAUAAUAAAACGAAAAAUGGCCAACUCAGCGAGAUAGCUCAUCACCGAGGAAAUUAAAGCCGUUGCAUUGUGAAAACUUGUACGAAAGCUAAUGUGCAGUCUUUAAAGUUCUUUCAUGUUGCUAUAAAGUCUCGCUUCAGUCGUAAAAGUCAAAGUCAAAUGAGAGUACCUUGAUCGCGUGUGUAAUCCUUCCGAUUUCUAUGAAUAGAUCAAUUUUGUUUUAUAUCAAAAUGCACUAUUGGCAAAAUAAUAAUUUUCAUCACUUUCACUCUCACUUGCUUUUCGUAAGACUGAAAUCGCUGAUACACGUAACAGUACUUACUACGAAUAAAUAUGCCAAGAUUGCAUUCAAAACGUAUCGAUCCGGAUACAGUUGUUUUCGAAUGACACAAAAAUUUACUCGUUAAACUUUCUCAAUGUUGAUAUUUCAAAUGUAUACUUCAAACGAGUUUCUUGAAAUAAUUUGACUAAAAUCUUGGAUUCUUGAAAAAAGCAGGACCUCCCGUCGUUGAAAGAAAAUACUCGAUAUCCGGAUUUAACCACAUUAUUAUGGGUAAUUUUGAAAUGCAUACUCCAACUUGUUAAAUAAACGAUGUUGCUGGAAACUGUUCUUAUCGGUGUGCACAUAUCAUUUGUAAGAUAAUUCAUAAUCUUAGAAAAGCUAGAGUGUCUAAGCAACAACAAAUUUAUCAACUCUCGUAUUAUUUAUAAAGUGUAUUUUGGCAUUUGUGUUUCGUAUCUUUGCCGAGAUAACUGUACAUUUUUCUAAUAUUUUCGUUGAAUGAAUGAGUAAAUAUAUAACUUGGAAAAAAAAAAAUAAUAAUAAUACUAAUAAUACUAAUUAUCGUUUGGGAAAUGGUUGUUGGGUUAUUGUAUCGUGUUGUCAUUCAAAGUCGUGACAUUAUCGAAUAAGCAACAAAAGGCUGAUUCAAUUUUUUCAAGAUCAAUUAGAAGAAAAAUACUUAUGAUAAAGCGACAAAGCUAUUAUUGUAACCGAAUUGAUAAAUUUAAAACAUUGUACAUGUGAUCGAAUGUAUAUGAAAACUCCAUUCGUGCUGUCAGAACAUCUACAUAUUUGUGUGUAACAUACACACGUAUAUUGCGGGUAUGGAUAAUAAUUAUUAUAAUCUUCAGGCUAAGGAAUGCCCUGUGAUCAAUUUAUGAAUAUUUAUGAUUUUGAGACAUUUCAUUGUUUAAAAAAUAAUUGUUCAUCAAUUUUGUGGGGUGCGUUGAAUCAUUAAUUUUAUUGUAUUUUAUGGUAAGAUGAAAAAAAUUUGAUGACGUGGUCCAAAAAUAAAAAUAAAUUCAUACGCAUGUGAAAAAGUUGGUUAAAUCACAAGUGACGUAAAAAAAAAAAAAAUUAUUAUUGUGGCUGCAGGAGUAGAAUGAAUCCUAAAAUGCGUAUGAUUUCUCUAACAUAGGUACAUAAAAUAUGAUUGAUUAAAAAAAAAAAAAAAAAAAAAAAAAAAAAAAAAAAAAGAGAGACGUUUUAACUCUAUUUUAAUUUAAAGGCUUAUCUCCUGUAUUGAAAGAUUUGCGCUAAUGAUAAGUUUGUUUUAUAUUGAAUUUUUCAACACCAUUAAAGAAAGUUUACACUUGUAUUCAUAAAUAUAAACUAAACUAAAUAUAAUUCAAUCACCAUAUCAAACGUAACGUAUUCAUGUCGUCAAUGUACGAAUGAAAAUGUACGUUACAAGCUCAUUUUGCGUUUCCAAUGAAAUUUUAACACAACAGAAAUCGUAUGAAUAUAACCGUAUAACGCAAUAGCGCGUCUUUAGUGAUUUGCGCACAAAAUCGCCCCUCGAUGAUAAAACCUUCAACAAUGACACGUUAAAAUAGACAUGUUAGUUAUGUGCGCAUGACACUGUCUCAAUGCUAAAUUAGUUCACGUAUACACAAGUGCACAAUUGAAAAAUACGUCACAUCGAAUAAUAAUUAAAGUUCUUGUCAGAAUUGGAUUGUUGAUUUUUCGAUAAAACAUAUAUAUAGUUUUAGGAAUGCACUCACAGACACAGGAAAAAAAAAUUUCGAAUUCUUUGGGGUUGAAGAAUAAAUCUAAUCGGACAGUGCGAUUAGUUUGGCGAAAUUCAAGUAACAAUUGACGAUUAGAGUAUAAAUAAUUGGCCAACAUUGAGUACAUAUAUAUAUUUGCUGCAAUUCACGAGAGGGAUGAUAUUUUUUGAAUUUACUGAUCACGGGUCCAAAGCUCAUCGUCAUUGUAUAGCGUAUAUACGUAUACAAAUUUAUAUGAAUUAUGUAAACAUUAAUUAAAUAUAAAUACCUUAUAAAUAUGAACUCAUAUAUAGUUGAAAGUAAAUUGCGAUGUUUGGAGUGAAAAAUAUUUGUAUUCGAGUGUGGUUUAAGCAAGCAAUAUACACGACUAGUGUGUUUAAUGCAUCUUUACAAGUAUGGAUCUGGCACGUACGUACAUAUAAUAUAUAGGGGGAUAAUUAACAUAUUGUAAUGGCUUGUCAAGACUGUCGUAUUACAUCUAUUGGUGCCCAAGAUCACGAUGAAAAUGUUUCGGAUCAUAUGAGAAUUAUUUAAUCGGAGGAAUGAAUUUGUAAAUUUUAUUAUACACCACGGGAAAGGUGUCGAUUUGUUCUCACGAUGACAAUAAUGACUGUUGGUUCGUUUAUUUGCAAGUUCGUCUCUAUGAAUGAAAACCAAUUCGAUGGAAAACGAAAAUUUUUGCAUUGCACAAGAAAAAUUUCAACAUCAUUCAGAAACGUGUUAUACUUUACUCUUGAUGUGUAUAUGACUUUAUUAUGAUGUAUACAUGACACGGUCCUGUUUUUAUGUUUCUUUCCCAUGUAUUAUGAUGUAAUUGCGUAUCAGUUGUAUCAAGGCAACCUUUAAAUAUUGAAAUCCGUGGUAUCACGUUUUCUAUUAGUUGCAUUCAAUCAAGUAAGUAAAGCAUUAGAAAUUUCGGGUUGCAUUUAUAUCUUAUGCAUUAAAAGCAAUAAAACAUUUGUAAAAUUUUUAUUAACGAUAGAGGCCAACGAGCACCGAAAUGUUUUUAAUUAUUUUUGAAAUUUCGAACCAUAUGAUAUUCAAGAAAGUUCACGAGAAAUUAUGUAUAAAAAUCUAUCCAGCGAGCUGAGGAAUCUUAAAGUGGGAUAGAUCCAUAUCACUUUUUGUUUAUAGUAAAGUCAUAUAAAACAAGGAAUUUUGCAAAAUUUUCGUUUGAAGAACAAAGCCUAAGAAUCGUAAAAGAUUUAUAAAAGUGUAAAUAUGAUAUAAAAACAAGAAUAACUGUCUUUAAUUGAAUAUAAAUAUAUAAAUACAUACACAUAUAUAAAUAUAUGGUUGCGUGUGAGACGUGUAUAAGAGAUACUAUUGAUAAUUAAGUGUAUAUUGUCGCCAUCAUAUCAAGCCUAUAUCAGCGUGUUAUAUCGUGAUAUAAUAAAGUUAUUAAUCGCAUUGUUAUGAAAAGGUAUGUAGUUGUUAAAUGCGUGAUAAAGUUUUUGUUGUAUUUUUUCGACAAAAGUAAUUAUGCUUCAUCUUGCUGGUUGAUCCUUCCUCUUUUAAAUUGAUGGAUUUUCGAAGAUGUUUUGAUUUAUAGAAACGUUUUGUUUUACUGUUUGAAAAAUUGUUGGUAUUUUGUGAUGUCAAAUGUCGUGCGGAAGAUCGACUUGAGACGAUAAAAUAUGUCAAUCACGAUAUCAAUCGAAAAACUGCUUCGAGUUGACAGCGUAUAAAUUAUACCAAACUGCAGCAACAUUUAUAGAUCAAUGGGUGUAAAUCUAAUAUUAUUUCUCAUUGAUAUUACGAGGAUUUAUAAAUAGUUAUUAAGACGUCAUAACACUAAAAGACAUUAUUAACCGUUACAAUGUUAAUAAAUUCAUAAUAAUUAAGAUAGUUGAAAUAUGAAUUAAAAUUAUAAAAAUCUAUUAAAAUUUAU
Copidosoma floridanum is the source of this 9334-nucleotide messenger RNA. It is a transcript of the gene brp, whose product is annotated as ELKS/RAB6-interacting/CAST family member bruchpilot. Lineage: Eukaryota; Metazoa; Arthropoda; Insecta; Hymenoptera; Encyrtidae. The record is from RefSeq and is a predicted model, not a curated record. Gene Ontology annotation, cellular component: cytoskeleton of presynaptic active zone. Gene Ontology annotation, biological process: regulation of synaptic plasticity; maintenance of presynaptic active zone structure; neuromuscular synaptic transmission. Gene Ontology annotation, molecular function: structural constituent of presynaptic active zone.